UCUUUCCGAUUUACCUAGUACUACUUCAUCACGGCCCCCUAAUGCUGAUAACCCUGCUCUAAGGCUUCUACUUCCCGAUAUGUCCUUAAUAGAUCAAAGCCAAGUGUCCUAUCCGAAGUUAUGGACUCCCCAAUCAUACCAUCAUUUCCUAAUGAGCCCGUCAGUAUUGAUAAUUCUAAGACAAUAUCAUUUGUAUUAUCAGUCUCACCAUCUGAGAAACUAAAGGGGGCAUCAACGCUAGGCUCAGACAUUAACGAACAAGAAAGGAGAUAUCGCACCGUCAAGGCCAUAACUCUCCAUUGGCAUGGCGAAAAGUUCGACAGUGAUCCUUAUGGACCCGCGCGCGAAGCUGCCGAGCUAUUGGCGGCGUUGUCUAAGUGGGGAUGGCAAACUGAAGACUAUUACAUCAUGGCCGAUGACCCUGCCGAGAAAACUGCUAAAUUUUUAACGGACUGCACUCGAGCAUCACAGUCUGAUGAGCUUUUGGUAGUAUAUUACGUUGGCCACGGGCGUGAGAGCUCCAAAGAACCAACGCCUCAGCCCUUUGGCGUGGCUCGACAGGGUAGCUCACCUAGCGACGAUGCUAGUAUUGACUGGCCUGUAAUUCGUUCCGUUCUCGAAGCGGCCCAGUGCGAUGUCGUCAUGUUUCUUAACUGCUGCCAUGGCGCUGACGCCUGGGUCUCACGCAACCUCGAAGAAGAUGGAUUCAAAGGUCCACCGGGCAAGGUUAUGGUAUGUUUAACAGUACAUGAUCUUAGUAUGAGAAAGUCAGUGGCUAAUGCGACCUCAUUAGAGUAUCCUUUCUGCUACUACUGAAAAUCAGAGAGCAUACAUGUAUGAGAACAUGUCGUUUGGGACCUUGUUGA
This is a messenger RNA of Daldinia decipiens, 866 nucleotides long. RefSeq lists its product as uncharacterized. The record is from RefSeq and is a predicted model, not a curated record. NCBI's taxonomy places the organism in Eukaryota, Fungi, Ascomycota, Sordariomycetes, Xylariales, Hypoxylaceae. Bases 121 to 816 code for a protein of 231 amino acids. The transcript has a single exon.